AUGGACCCUCACCAAUCACCAGCUGAUAAUGUCACGUCGCCCAUGAAGAGCGGAGAGGCAACCUCUAGGGACUCGUCCACAAAUGACAAUACCAUCAACAACAAUAGCAACAAUAACCAUGACAUACUAAAUUUCAAUGAUAACUAUACCACCAUUUUACAACACUUGGCAAACGACCAUCCUAACCUACUGAGGGAAAAGGGGAGCUCACAGCAACAGCAGCAACAGCAACAGCAACAGCAACAGCAACAGCAACAACAACAGCAACAGCAACAGCAGCAACAACAGAACCUGGAUACACUUCUACAUCAUUAUCAAAGUUUGCUUUCUAAAACUGAAAGUUCAACAACCUUUGACGAUAAUGACCACAACAGCACCGAAAAGAGCGUUAAUAAUACCAGUAAUAAUAAUAAUACUAAUAACAAUAAUAACAAUAAUAAUAAUAAUAAUUAUAAUAAUAAUGAUAAUAAUGAUAAUAAUAGUAAUAAUAAUAACAAUAAUGACAUUGCAAGUCCAAGUAAUAUGAUGGGAUCAUGUAAUCAGUGCAAGCUGAGGAAAACAAAAUGCAACUAUUUUCCAGAUCUAGGAAAUUGUCUCGAAUGUGAAACCUCCAGAACGAAAUGUACCUUUAGCAACACUCCGAAUUACCUGAAAAGAACGUCCUCCAAUGCGAACAAUAUCAUAUCAGCUUCUUCAAAUGCCAAGCGAAUGAAGAAUUUUGAAGAGUACUCAAAUCGCCUACCUAGCAAUAUGCUCUUCAGACAUCAUCAACAGCAACAACAGCAGCAACAGCAACAGCAACAACAGCAGCAGCAACAGCAACGUGUACAGUAUCCUAGAUCUUCCUUUUUUGUGGGCCCGGCUUCAGUUUUCGAUUUGAACUUGACUAAACAUGUAAGGUUAGAUAAUGUGGACCAAAUACAACUAUCGAAAACGUUAUCAUUAAGAAAGGUGUCUCCUACUGCACAGUUUAUUCUACAGGACGAUUUUGACACUGCUCUUCAUACUAAACAAGAAUACGAAGUCGAUAUGGUGGAAAAUUUGGUGCAUCCACAUGGCCAUCUUUUGGUAGAAAUUUUUUUCAAAUUAGUUCAUCCUUUCCUUCCAAUCUUACACGAGCGUGUUUUCCUAGAAAAGUAUUCUAGGUCUUAUAGAGAACUCACAGCACCUUUACUGGCAUCCAUCUACUCGCUCGCACUGCAAUACUGGGAUUUCCACCCUGCGCUGUUAGGAUUCCCCAAGCCCGAUGUUGCUGCACAGCUAAACAACAUUGCAUUAGAUACAUUUUAUGCUCGAGUCGGAAGGCCAAAAUUAAGCAUUAUUCAAACUGGCCUUUUAAUUUUACAAUGCCGUAGCGAGUGUCAUAACAACUGGGUCCUUUGCUCUAGCGUAGUGGCUCUUGCAGAGGAAUUGGGUCUUGGUGUGGAGUGCAAUGACUGGAAACUACCUAAAUGGGAAAAGGAUUUGAGAAAAAGAUUAGCCUGGGCAGUUUGGUUGAUGGAUAAAUGGUGUGCAUUGAACGAAGGUAGGCAAUCCCACUUGAUUUUAGGUAGAAACUGGAUGAUCAAGCUGUUGAAUUUUGAUGAUUUUCCUACGAAUUCACCGACUAUUUUAAACUCUUUGCAAAACGACCAAUCAGAGUCUUCGCCUUCUUCAUCGAAUGAUGUGAAAAACCAUCAAAUAGCCUUCGGUAAUUUACCCAUAUUUAAUAUGAACCCUUCUGUAGAAGAUUUCAAGAAUGGAACGUUGAUGUUUCAACAGAUGGUUUCUUUGAGCAUUAUCCUUGGGGAAAUUAUGGACACUUUUUACACUCAGGGAUCAUUGACAAUAAAUAAAAGUAUUGAACAAGUAUUGAAAUUGGCAAAGCCGUUACAAUUGAAAUUAAGAGAAUGGUAUCAUUCAUUACCUAAAAGUUUGUCGAUGAGUCACUCCACACCUCAGAAGUUGAAUUCAAACUCCACUUUGACUCUAGCCUACUUUGCUACAGAAAUUACUCUACAUAGAAAAAUCAUUUGUGCAUUAAAUCGUCAGACGCCAAAAGAUUUGGUCCAAGUUUGCAGGACGGCUGCAAGAACUAGGCUCGUUGCUGCAAUUGAAUUCAUAAGAGAUUUGAAAAAUGAACACAUCAAUGCCUUUUGGUACAAUUGUUCCACGGGAAACCUGAUGUUAAUUGGCACAUUUUCUGCUCUAUUGUAUGUAACUUCAGCGACGAAAGAAGAGGCCACGAUUUUCAGAGAUUACGUCAGAAAUUACACCUGGGUACUGAAGAUCGGUUCCAAAUAUUUUGAUAAAUUAUCAAAUGCUUUGAACAACAUGCAUUUAUUGUUUGCACAAAUUCCUGGUCUAUUGACCGAUGAGCCAGUGGAGGUGAGUCCCAAUUCCAACAUGAAUUCCGUUAAUCCAUCAAGGUCCGGUGUGCAAUCACAAAUCCCAAUUCAAUUCAAUGUGGGAUCUCCUGCUAUGACUGAACAAGGAUCUCCAUUGAACCAAUGGAAAAAUCUACCGCAAGAGAUCCUGCAGCAAUUGAACUCCUUUCCUAACGGUACGACUCCCACAACAACACCAAUGAAUCCCACUCCAAGGCAAACACAACAAGAAUUGCAGGGAAGUCCCACUGUAAACAGUACUAAUAACAAUGGCAGUAAUACUCCUUUACCGUUUAUGCCAAGUAAGACUUCCAAAAAGGCUGCACAAUCUUCACCAAACGUUACACCCUCGCAUAUGAAUAGACACCCCGCGUCUAAUACGUCUUCACCCAGAGUUAAUUCAAUUGUGAACGUGAACUCUAAUACUCAAAUGAAUGCCUCUCCCUUAAGCUCUAUAAACGAAAUCAGGCAAGAGUCGAAUGUUGCCACAAAUGAAAAAUCUACAGGAGGGGAGAGGUUCAUUAAUGAGGAAUCGUUAGCAGAACUCAAAGUAGAUAAUCCGAACCCAAAAGAGGAAGCAAGUACUGCUAGUAACCAAAUUAUAAAAAUGAAUGAAGUUAAUAGUAAAAACGUAACAAUUGAGGCAAAGGAAACCCCCCUAUAA
Messenger RNA from Saccharomyces kudriavzevii IFO 1802, 3030 nucleotides. RefSeq names its product Dal81p (gene DAL81). The coding region runs from base 1 to 3030 and encodes 1009 amino acids. The transcript has a single exon. Gene Ontology annotation, biological process: DNA-templated transcription. Lineage: Eukaryota; Fungi; Ascomycota; Saccharomycetes; Saccharomycetales; Saccharomycetaceae. Gene Ontology annotation, molecular function: DNA-binding transcription factor activity, RNA polymerase II-specific; zinc ion binding; DNA binding. Gene Ontology annotation, cellular component: nucleus. The record is from RefSeq and is a predicted model, not a curated record.